CAAUCCAUGAUUUACACAGUGCCUUAAAGGUUACGGGAGACCCGACACAAAUAAACAUGGAGGCGGGCUGGUGGAAGUUCGUCAUGGAACAUCAAACCAUUAUUGCAAGUGUAGCGGUGACAGCUGUGACGCUGUAUGUACUGCGAUUGUGGGUAGCUGGUGGAAAAUGUUAUAGCAAGGCUCGCCUGGACAAGAAGACCGUGAUUAUAACGGGAGCAAACACAGGCAUAGGGAAGGAAACCGCGAUAGACCUGGCAGGAAGAGGAGCCAAAGUCAUUCUGGCCUGUCGCGACAGGUGUCGUGGAGAGAGAGCGUUAUCUGACGUCAUCAGGAAAUCGGGGAGUAAGCAGGUAGUCCUAAAGAUGCUUGACCUGGCCUCACUGGAAUCCGUCCGAAAAUUCGCACAGGACAUCAACAAAAACGAACCCAGACUAGACAUUCUAAUAAACAACGCCGGUGUAAUGAUGUGUCCCCUCGGUAGAACUGCUGAGGGAUUUGAAAUGCAAUUGGGAACAAAUCAUCUGGGUCAUUUUCUUUUAACCAAUCUGUUGUUGGAUAAGAUGAAGAAAUCCGCCCCUGCCAGAAUCGUCAACGUUUCCUCUUAUGCCCACACAUUUACCAAUAAAAUUAAUUUUGACGACAUCAACAGUGAAAAGAGCUACAGUAGAACGCAGGCUUACGCACAGAGCAAAUUAGCCAACAUCCUGUUUACAAGGGAGCUGAGUAAAAGACUCAAAGGAACCGACGUGACCGCUAACUCUUUACAUCCGGGUACAGUGAUGACGGAGCUGGCGAGAUAUUUCCCGGGAUAUAGCAUCGCAUGGCCAGUGUUAAUCUUCUUCGCAAAAUUCUCCAUUGAAGGCGCUCAGACGAGUAUUCAGUGUGCUGUUGAAGAGACCUUAGAAAGCGUUUCCGGGAAGUAUUUCAGUGACUGUGCUGUAUGUAAAGAAUCUAAAGCAGCGCAGGACGACGAGGCGGCAAAGAGACUCUGGGACGUGUCUGUCAAAAUGGUGGCCUAUGGGGCUGGAGGAAUAAGUACAAAAUGAACAAGGACAUUGGAUUGUUGUGUUAACUCGUUCAUCAACAUUGAUGCAUGUCUGCUUUCAUUCUAUAUUUCAUAGCUACAUGCAUAUGUAUAUUUGUUACAGAACAAAUUGCGUGUAUAUUUGUAUAUCGACACUGCUGAAUAUUUUAAGGUGUGUACAUAUGUAUCUAGUGUAUAUUUAGAGAACUGGCGCAGCAUUAGUAAAUAUACUGUAUGGCCGGUUUUGGAUGGAUGUAAAAUUUGACGGACUUCAGAAACAAAAGUAUGUGAAUAAUAUUGAUUGUUGUAAAUUUGGCGAUUUUAUUUAUGACUUCUAUAUAGAGAUAUAAAAUGGGCUUGAAGUCGG
Ostrea edulis (European flat oyster) is the source of this 1391-nucleotide messenger RNA. RefSeq names its product retinol dehydrogenase 12-like. The record is from RefSeq and is a predicted model, not a curated record. The transcript is spliced from 7 exons. Lineage: Eukaryota; Metazoa; Mollusca; Bivalvia; Ostreida; Ostreidae. The coding region runs from base 57 to 1046 and encodes 329 amino acids.